AUGAUAACUUGAUCACAAUUAUUAUUUUCAGAUAUAAAUUCUCCAAUUAUAGAGCAAAUAGUAUUUUUNCAUGACCACUCAAUAAUAAUUAUUAUAAUAAUUACUAUUAUUACAAUUUACAUAAUUAUAAAUAUUAUUUAUAAUAAAUUUACAAGACGCUCAUUAAUAGAAGGACAAGAAAUUGAAAUUAUUUGAACAAUUAUCCCAGCAAUUACAUUAAUUUUUAUUGCUAUUCCCUCUCUUCAUUUAUUAUAUUUAACUGAUGAAAUAUUUAACUCCCAAUUAUCAAUUAAAGUUUUAGGUCAUCAAUGAUAUUGAUCAUAUGAAUAUUCAGAUUUUAAUAAAGAAUUUGAUUCAUUUAUAUUAUCAGAAUUAGAAAUAAAAAAGGCAUCAUUUCGACUUUUAGAAACAGACAAUAAUUUAGUAAUUCCUAUAAACACCAAUAUUAAAUUUUUAAUUUCAUCUACUGAUGUAAUCCAUUCAUGAACUAUCCCAUCACUAGGAUUAAAAAUAGAUGCUGUUCCAGGACGACUUAAUCAAUGUUUUUCUUUUUCUAAUCGACCUGGUAUUUAUUAUGGACAAUGUUCUGAAAUUUGCGGCGCAAACCACAGAUUUAUACCAAUUUCUUUAGAAAUUACUUUAAUAAAAAAUUUUAUACAUUUCAUUAAAAAUU
Dermacentor andersoni is the source of this 673-nucleotide messenger RNA. NCBI's taxonomy places the organism in Eukaryota, Metazoa, Arthropoda, Arachnida, Ixodida, Ixodidae. The record is from the annotation of a RefSeq genome assembly.